CUUCGGGCUGCCCUGCCGCGGCCACUGCGCCAGGUCUAUCUUGGGGGUAGUUCUCUGCUGAAGUAUCAAGACUUCCCAUGUGACCCUCUGAGGUGGCUUCAAGCAGGACCUCCCUUUGUUGGACCGAUGGAGAACCCGGCUCCAUAACCGCUCAGGCCGCAGCUGAGAGUAUGGAGGAUUUGGGCUGCAGCCCAGGCUCGGGCCUCCUGCCACUGAGUCAGCCCCAGAGCCUUUAGCAAGAGACCACCCCUCCCGCCGGGGGCCCGGGGCUGGCCGGUGACUAUGCGGCUUGGGCUGUGUGUGGUGGCCCUGGUUCUGAGCUGGACACACCUCGCUGUGGGCAGCCGAGGGGUCAAGGGCAAGAGGCAGAGGCGGAUCAGUGCUGAGGGGAGCCAAGCUUGUGCCAAGGGCUGUGAGCUCUGUUCAGAAGUCAACGGCUGCCUCAAGUGCUCGCCCAAGCUGUUCAUUCUGCUGGAGAGGAACGACAUCCGCCAGGUGGGCGUCUGCCUGCCGUCCUGCCCGCCUGGAUACUUUGAUGCCCGAAACCCCGACAUGAACAAAUGCAUCAAAUGCAAGAUUGAGCACUGCGAGGCCUGCUUCAGCCACAACUUCUGCACCAGGUGUCAGCAGGGCCUGUACUUGCACAAGGGCCGCUGCUACCCAGCCUGUCCCGAGGGCUCCACCGCGGCCAACAGCACCAUGGAGUGCAGCAGUCCUGCACAAUGUGAAAUGAGUGAGUGGUCCCCGUGGGGGCCCUGCUCCAAGAAGAGGAAGCUGUGCGGUUUCCGGAAGGGAUCGGAAGAGCGGACGCGCAGGGUGCUCCACGCUCCUGGAGGAGACCACGCCACCUGCACCGACACCAAAGAGACCCGGAAGUGUACAGUGCGCAGGACGCCAUGUCCCGAGGGGCAGAAGAGGAGGAAGGGGGGUCCAGGCCGGAGGGAGAACGCCAAUAGGCAUACGGCCAGGAAGAACAGCAAGGAGCCAGGUGCCAGCUCUCGGAGACACAAGGAGCAGCGGCAGCCACAGCCAGGGACAGCAGGACCACUCACGUCAGCAGGACCCACCUAGGCACGGGGACCAGUCUCCAGAUCUGCGUGGAAGAGUCUUGUGCUGUACUGCAUAAUGAGAACUUUCCAGAACUGGAGCGUCUGGGACAGCAAGUCCACACAUUGACCACUCACCCACCCAUCCGCCUAUCCAUCCAUCCAUGCAUAUCCAGGCAUACAUAUGGCCACAUCAGAAAACAUCAACACACACACACACACACACACACACACACACACACACAC
Peromyscus maniculatus bairdii (prairie deer mouse) is the source of this 1292-nucleotide messenger RNA. It is a transcript of the gene Rspo1, whose product is annotated as R-spondin 1. The record is from RefSeq and is a predicted model, not a curated record. NCBI's taxonomy places the organism in Eukaryota, Metazoa, Chordata, Mammalia, Rodentia, Cricetidae.